Molecule: messenger RNA, 1110 nt
Organism: Argiope bruennichi
Lineage: Eukaryota; Metazoa; Arthropoda; Arachnida; Araneae; Araneidae
Product: gastrula zinc finger protein XlCGF8.2DB-like
Exons: 4
Coding region: 1-1110 (369 amino acids)
Biological process (GO): regulation of transcription by RNA polymerase II
Molecular function (GO): DNA-binding transcription factor activity; RNA polymerase II cis-regulatory region sequence-specific DNA binding
Source: RefSeq, a predicted model, not a curated record
AUGGAAGAAGAACAAAAGAAACAUUCACCGGUUCUUCAGAGAGAAGGAACAUUUCAGUGCGAAAUAUGUGGAUUAAACAGUAGUAAUAGAACAGCGUUUAAUAGUCAUUUAUCUUGUCAUUCGAACUUGAAACCACAUUUAUGUGAAACUUGUGGUAAAGCAUUCAAAAGAAGAAGUAAUUUAAAAGUGCAUACACGCAUUCAUACAAAAGAAAAACCUUAUGUAUCUGAAGUCUGUAAUAAAACAUUCAAUACAAGAACUACAUUAAGACACCAUUUGAGUAUUCAUACAAAAGAUAAACCUCAUGUCUGCGAUAUUUGUAAUAAAGCAUUCGCUCGUGUAUCUAGUUUAAAGGAACAUUUACGCAUUCAUACAAAAGAACAACCUUAUGUUUGUGAAUUCUGUGGCAAAAAUUUUUCACAAUUAAUCGUUUUAAAAAGACAUUUACGCAUUCAUACAAGAGAAAAACCUUUUGUUUAUGAAGUUUGUAGUAAAGCAUUCACCGAAAGAGGUGCAUUAACCAAACAUUUACGGAUUCAUUCAAAGGAAAAACCUUUUGUUUGUGAAGUCUGUAAAAAAGCUUUUUCUGAUUUAUCUAAUUUAAGAACACAUUUACGCACUCAUAAAGGAGAAAAGCCCUACGUUUGUGAAGUUUGUGGCAAUAAAUUCAGUGAUAAAGCUAAUUUCGGGAGACAUUUACGUAUGCAUACAAAAGAAAAGCCUUAUGUCUGCGAAAAACUCCACAUGAAUGACAUUGCAGAAGUCAGUCUUUCUCGGAUGCGUCACAUGAAUGAAAAAAAUUAUAUAUGUGAAGUAUGUAAUAAAACAUUCAAUAGAAAAAGUACAUUAAUGGGACACUUGAUUAUUCAUUCAGAUGAUAAACCUUAUGUCUGUGAUAUCUGUAGUAAAGCCUUCGCACUAUUAGUAGUAUAUAUUAUGCUGCUCAAAGAAGUAGCAGUAGGUGAUGAACAGUGUAUAGAUCAAAGUUGUAUAAAAUAUGCAAGUAAGAGUAUCACCUCUGCUGAAAGAGUGACUUUAUUGGCUACAGCGUUUCUGUGGGGAUCUGAAAAAGGUCCCCUGUGCAUCAUAACAUAUUCUGCAAAAUCUUGA